AUGAUUUCUAGCAACUAGACGAAGUCAUUACUUGAUGUAAUCGAGAAGAACGAAGAUCCUUCAGCAUUUGCAGAUGCUUUAGGUCUGUUAGAAAAGCUAAUUACCAAGUAUUUGUAGCAUUUAUGAAUUUAGUAUUAUAAACAAUCCCAAUGAAGAUAAAUUUAAACACAUAAAGAUGACAGUUAAAACAUUAGCCACACGAUUAUUUAAUAUAAGAUAAAUGGCAGAGUUAUUAUAAUCAUUGGGUUUCAUUUAAGUAUUCAAUCAACUCUAUUUAAAAUUAGCAAGAUUAAGAAUUCUAUCUACCCGAUCAAGAAUACGGAACCUUGUUAGAGAAUUUCAAUACAAUCAAAUGGUAGCAUAUUUUAGCAUAAGGAAGAGUGGAGGGACCCUAAUAGUAUCAAAAGGCUUAGGAGAUGUAAUAUAUACUUUUCUAGUAUUUUCUAGAGUGAGACAAUAGCAAGAAGUUUAAAGAUAAUAUGAGAAGGAGCAAAGAGAAAAAGAGAAGAUCCAAUAAUAAAUAAAAUACGAUAGACAGGAGAGGAGUUUGGUGAAGGAGAAGGAUUCUAAGGCUAAUGACUUAUAAUUCGGUGCCAAAGUGAAAACCUGCGAGUAACUAGGUAUAAAUAAGAACACUGGAAAACGUGGGUGAGGUUGAGCGAGGCGAAGGUUUAAAUACUUUCGCCUCGCAAUAUAAAGAUAAGGAAAAUGAUCAAUCAGCCGAGAGAAGUAAGAAAGUACUUCUUAAAUGAUCAAAGAGCAUUUAAAUUAAUCGAUGCCUUUUGAGAGAUGGAUUGUGAGUUUUCUUUAUAUAUAUAUAUGCAUGGUGAAGUCAAUCA
Molecule: messenger RNA, 839 nt
Organism: Paramecium octaurelia
Lineage: Eukaryota; Ciliophora; Oligohymenophorea; Peniculida; Parameciidae
Source: the annotation of a GenBank genome assembly